Messenger RNA from Phycomyces blakesleeanus NRRL 1555(-), 999 nucleotides. RefSeq lists its product as hypothetical. The transcript has 7 exons. The annotation marks the transcript as partial. Gene Ontology annotation, cellular component: nucleus. Gene Ontology annotation, biological process: protein phosphorylation. Lineage: Eukaryota; Fungi; Mucoromycota; Mucoromycetes; Mucorales; Phycomycetaceae. Gene Ontology annotation, molecular function: protein kinase activity; ATP binding. The record is from RefSeq and is a predicted model, not a curated record.
AUAAUUCGCCUUUUGGGCCAAGGAACAUUUGGCAAGGUGGUCGAAUGUUAUGAUAGAGUACGUCAAACAUUCUGUGCCAUAAAGAUCAUUAGGGCCAUUCAAAAAUAUAAAGAUGCCAGUAAAAUCGAGAUCCGGGUACUCAACACACUCAAGAAAAGCGACCCAUUGAACCUAAACCAAUGCAUUCAUUCAACAGACUGGUUUGAACACAGAGGUCAUGUCUGUAUGGUGUUUGAACUCUUGGGCCAGUCUGUAUUUGACUUUCUUAAAUCAAAUGAUUUUAAGCCCUUUCCUUCCUACCACAUCCAGCAAUUUGCAAAGCAAUUACUAAACAGCAUAUUCUUCGUUCAUAGUCUCAAGCUAAUACACACAGACUUGAAACCUGAGAAUAUUCUGCUAGUAAACCAGCCCAGCACAGGUUUAUCAGCCUAUGAAAAGGUAAAUUAUUAUUUAAUUCGACUACACUUAUUAUCAUUAAAUCAAAGCACACACUCUAUCCUACAAGACACAGAGAUUCGGCUGAUUGAUUUUGGGUCUGCUACAUUCGAAAAUGAUUAUCACGCCAGUAUUAUCUCUACAAGACACUACAGAGCACCAGAAGUUAUACUAGGCAAGUGUUUGGGCUGGUCCUAUCCUUGUGAUAUGUGGUCUAUUGGCUGUAUUCUUGUCGAAUUCUUUACAGGUGAAGCUCUUUUCCAAACUCAUGACAAUCUUGAGCAUCUGUCAAUGAUGCAAGUUGUACUGGGGCCUAUUCCACAUCCGUUGAUAAGAGCAGCAAGUAAAGACGCAAAGGAAUUCUUUGUUAAUGAUCGCCUGGGUGUACCUAUUGUAACCACACAACAAAGUCGAAAAUAUAUACAAAGGCUGAAGCAUUUAAGGGCUAUCAUUUCCCCAUCAACCCAACUGAAUAUGCAUUUCCUUGAUCUCUUGGAGAAAAUGCUGGUCUAUGAUCCCAAACACAGGAUCACUGCUCGAGAUGCCCUUUGUCACCCUUUCUUU